This is a messenger RNA of Mustela erminea (ermine), 5787 nucleotides long. RefSeq names its product QKI, KH domain containing RNA binding (gene QKI). NCBI's taxonomy places the organism in Eukaryota, Metazoa, Chordata, Mammalia, Carnivora, Mustelidae. The transcript is spliced from 7 exons. The record is from RefSeq and is a predicted model, not a curated record. Gene Ontology annotation, molecular function: mRNA binding. Gene Ontology annotation, biological process: regulation of mRNA splicing, via spliceosome. The coding region runs from base 502 to 1461 and encodes 319 amino acids. Gene Ontology annotation, cellular component: nucleus.
GAGGCGGCGAGGAGGAGGAGGAAGAGGAGGAGCGGAGUCAGAGCGCGGCGGCAGCGGCAGAGGCGGCCGCGGCGGGGACCAGCCCAGAGAGACCCCGAGCCCGCGGCAGAAGCGGCGGCGGCGGCUGAGCGGGCGCGACCAGCCGAGCGAGCGGCGGCGGCCCGGCUCCUCCUCGUCCGGCGCCGAGCGGCCCGCGCCCGCACUCGGCCCGCGGAGACCCGCCUCCCGCCCGCCGGCCUCGUGAGGGACGCGCCGAGCCGGCGGCCGAGGAGCGGCGGCGGGCCGGGAGCGCGUCGGGCCGCGGGCGGAAAGUGCCUGCGGGGGCGGGGAGAGCGCGGCGAGCGCGCGGUCCGGCCGCCCCGGCGCCCGGCGCGGGAGCGGAGCGGAGCGGGACGCCGAGUCCCGAGCGGCCGGCGGCCGGGGCUCCCCGCCCCUCCCUCCUCUCCGGCGGCGGCGGCGGCGGCGGCGGCGGCGGGCGGAGUGAGCUGCGGAGCCUGGAAUAUGGUCGGGGAAAUGGAAACGAAGGAGAAGCCGAAGCCCACCCCAGAUUACCUGAUGCAGCUGAUGAACGACAAGAAGCUCAUGAGCAGCCUGCCCAACUUCUGCGGGAUCUUCAACCACCUCGAGCGGCUGCUGGACGAAGAAAUUAGCAGAGUACGGAAAGACAUGUACAAUGACACAUUAAAUGGCAGUACAGAGAAAAGGAGUGCAGAAUUGCCUGAUGCUGUGGGACCUAUUGUUCAGUUACAAGAGAAACUUUAUGUGCCUGUAAAAGAAUAUCCAGAUUUUAAUUUUGUUGGGAGAAUCCUUGGACCUAGAGGACUUACUGCUAAACAGCUUGAAGCAGAAACAGGAUGUAAAAUAAUGGUCCGAGGCAAAGGCUCCAUGAGGGAUAAAAAGAAGGAGGAGCAGAACAGAGGCAAGCCUAAUUGGGAGCAUCUCAAUGAAGAUUUACAUGUACUGAUCACUGUGGAAGAUGCUCAAAACAGAGCAGAAAUCAAACUGAAGAGAGCCGUUGAGGAAGUGAAGAAAUUACUGGUACCUGCAGCAGAGGGAGAAGACAGCCUGAAGAAGAUGCAGCUGAUGGAGCUUGCGAUUCUGAAUGGCACCUACAGAGACGCCAACAUUAAAUCACCAGCCCUUGCCUUUUCUCUUGCAGCAACAGCCCAGGCUGCUCCAAGGAUUAUCACUGGGCCUGCGCCUGUCCUCCCGCCAGCUGCCCUGCGUACUCCUACGCCAGCUGGCCCUACCAUAAUGCCUUUGAUCAGACAAAUACAGACCGCUGUCAUGCCAAACGGAACUCCUCACCCGACUGCUGCAAUAGUUCCUCCGGGGCCCGAAGCUGGUUUGAUCUACACACCCUAUGAGUAUCCCUACACGUUGGCACCAGCUACAUCAAUUCUUGAGUAUCCUAUUGAACCUAGUGGUGUAUUAGGUAUGGCUUUCCCAACGAAAGGCUAAGAAUUCAAGAACGGUCUUAACUGAACCCUCAUCAGAUCUGAAUUUAACAAAUGCUUAGUCUCAGCAGCCUCCGGGGGGGGUUGGGGGGGAAGCUUAGCCUAGCAGUCAGUGACUUACUUGCACUUUUUGCACACUGAUAGAAAGUAAAAGUAUGUUAUUAAUUUGGUUUAGUCUGUAAUCUUACAAAGUAACGGUAAUUUAUAAAGGAGUGUAUAGUAGUAUACUGACUGCUAAGUGUACUAUACUGUUUGCUUUACUAAUCACCUAAUUCAUUGCAGUUCAUACUUAUUGACUCAAAGUUUAAAACCACAAUCUGUAGGCUUUAAGAAUUGCUUUUAAACCUUUUUAAGUGAUAAACUCUGGAAGUGGUCUUAAGGUUAGCAGAUAAUUGUCAGUAUUAAACAUGGCAUUAUUUAAGUGGUCCUGCUGCAAGAAAGGCACUUCAGUGAAUAUGUGAAUAGUAAAGCUUAAAUAUGUUUGGAUCUAAUAGAGUUGAUGAAAUACUGUAACUUGGGAUUGUGAAUGAAUGGAUAAAAUAGGUUAAGGCCAAGAUAUUUGAAAUGAAUGCAAUAUUAAUAGACGCAUAUAUACACAACAUGCUAUGGUUAAUUUUAAAACUACUGUGCCUUAACGUGUUUCUUAAAAUGAAACUUUUAUAGUAAAUGAACAUUUGAAAUCCAUUUUGAUAAACCUGCUGUUAAUGUUUGUUUUUUUCCCUUGUGAAUGUUUUCUAACUUUGUCUUGGUAAUUGCAAUUUAACUAGGUGCGGUGGCUACUAAAGUUCGAAGGCACGAUAUGCGUGUCCAUCCUUACCAAAGGAUUGUGACCGCAGACCGAGGUUAGUUUAGUUCUGCAGUUCUUGUUUAUAAGAAAUGCGUUGGGUGUCCAUAAUAUUUGCAACACCACACCUGAUGGAAAAAUAUAACUGCUUACCUGCACACCAUUUCUUUUCUUUUUCUAAAUUGAUUUGUCAUAAUUGACAGAUGUAAGGGUUGGGAUUUUUUUUUUUCUUUCUUUCCUUUUCUUUGUUCUUUUCCUUUCUUUCUUUCUUUCUUUCUUUCUUUCUUUUUUAUUUUUGCUCCCUUCCUAUUUUAACUUAUUAAAUCCUAUAUUAGUAUGUACUGUGAUAUAUUCCUACUAAAACAUAAAUUAGUCCAUUUGGGGAGCUAUUAAAUUUUGAUGUCACCUUAAUUAUUUUUCAGUCGUAAUUUUUGCUAAAAUUUACCUUUUAAUUGUUCUGAAAUUUUGGGUUGGUUUUGCAAAAAGAACUGAGCGGAUGGUGCUUUAAUGAGAGAAGUAAAGGAAUAUAUGCCUCCUGUGUCCUUGUGGAGAAAACUGAAGAUUUAGUUUCCAUUUUCCUCUUUCAUAAGAUAUUUGAGCCACUGUGUGAAUGUGAGGUCAUACAUGUCAGACACUUAGCUGAAAUCAACAAAGCAAGGACCGUGAAGAUCAUUUUGAUGCAGUUGGUGGUUUUUUGGUUUUUUUUCUUAAAUAAAUGAGAAAAUCAGUUCCCUUUUAUUCUUACAUUAUCCUGCCAAAAUGGAUCCUUUGAUUUUGUCAUUUGCUGCUAAAAUAUAUUAUCUGAAGGUAAACUGUCUCUUAAAGUUCUAUGGAGACGUGAAUCCAGCUUUGAAUAUGCUUUUUUGACUAACCUGUGACUGGAAAAUAAGUCUUCAUUUUUCUCCUUUUCAGCAUUUGUAAUUUGUGUCCUAUAAAUGCCCUUGGACCCUUUUAUAAAUUAUUUAUGUUUUUGAGGAGUAAUAUUUUCGGUUUAUUGACAUUGAAUUGUUUUCUAAGUUAGUCAUCACAGGAUAAAAAUCUGAAGCAAGGUAGAAAAAGAUUUUUUUCAAGCUUCUGUUAUGGCACAUUUAUUACUAAUUAAGUUGAUCAAACUCUCUAAUAAUUAGUGGGAAAAGUGAUGGAAUUUACACUCCUGUGCUACAUCUGCUCUGAACUUAUGAACAACCUACCUGCUUCACAUGGUUCUUCUGAGUCCUGAGGAUAAAUACUGGACACAGCUGUUGUCCACAUCAGAAUAAAAUACUUUCCAAAGACAUGGAUGACAUUUAUUUAGCAUCAUACGUAACUAAAGAGCCUUGAAUUGAAGACUUCUAACUAGUACAUACAUUACUUGUGAUUAUUCAGUGAACAGUAUAAUUAGACCCCAAGCUCAAUGAUGAUCUGUGACAAUAACGCACCUUGUAGGUGUGUCAUGUACAAGUGUAUACACCACCUUCUUGCAGAACAAGCGUCCUAGUGAAGGAGGAAAGUUUUUUUUAAGCUAUUUUGGAUUUAAGGAAACGGGAUAAUUCCAUGAAUAAUUUGAAGCUUUUUUUUUUUUUUAUACUGUUAAUGUCUGAAAUAGUUUGAAAGAGUAUUUUAAAGUAGUUUUUAUUUUAUUAAUCUUUCCCUUCCUGCCCCUUGUAGGAGAUUUUUCUUAAUUUUAACACAGUAAUUAUUGGUUACUCAAUGCAGUGCCUUGAGAUAGUUGAAAAUACUAGGAGGAUUUUAUAGUAUUUGGAAAUGACAACACAUUCCAUGCGUGGCUCUUUUGUAGUUAUAUGUGUUUUUGAUUAGUCUUGUCAUUUUACCCAAAAUGCAAUGUCAGCAAACCGAAAUGCUACCUUUUUUAUUUUCUUUAAAUAACAGAAUACUUGUAUACUGCUGUUACUAUCACUGUAUGCACUCAUUGGGUCUAAGGGAGGUGUCCGAAGUCCUUCAUUUAAAUUAUUUUAUGAUACUACUGUUUUCUCUAUUUUUGAGGUGUUUUUUUUUUUUUAAUUUUUGAAAGGAAGAAUAAUAUAAGCAUUCAUUUAAUGCAGGAAAACUCAGCCCUUGGACAUAUAACCAUGUAAUUUUAUAUAAGUAUUUAGAGUACUACAUGGUUGACAGAUAUAUCUAGUUCUUUACUAAAAAUAAGCCCACUUCUACACAUAUUUCUAAAUUGAAUUUAAAGCCUGUAAAAGACCAACUGACUUUUUCGUUGUAAUGAACCAUAAGUGAUUUUGCACAGCUGAUACACCUGUGUGUACUGUAGGAGGCCAGGACUUGGCAGAGGAUGUAUUCUAUCUAGGUGUACUGGUAUAUUUAUAUAAGUGCUAAUUUGCUUUGUUUAUAUAUUCCACACAUACAAACACACACACAAAAUAAUCAGAAUUUUUCUGAGUGAUGAUUUUAUAAAAAUCAUCAUUAUAUAAUUUGUAUAAGAAACUUAAUGCAAAUGCAAUUUUAAUCAAAAUUUAAAGUAAUAUCAAAAAUGCUUUAAGGUUCUGUAUUUUGGGAGUACUUCCUAUGAAGUGGUAUGACUACAUCGUGUGAAAUAUUUAUUUUCUUUAAUUUUGGAAUAGCAGUUUUUAUUUUAAAUAAAAUUCCACUUAUUUUUAAGAAAUUCAGGGAAGAUUUGGUCUCAUUGAAGAUACAGUAUUUUUGUAGUAUUUAUAAACUAUCCUAAAUGAUAGACUCUAGAAAGCAUUUUUGUUAUAUGAAAGUAAACCAGUCCAUUAUAUAGAUUAUUUCAAAUAACUCUGUGAACAUUAUACCUACUGGGUUAUGAUUUAUGAAGUGGCAUGGAACCUACCUUUGCACUGAGUAUUUUUUUCAUUCACAUCUCCUCUGCCUUAGUCACAGUGGCAACAGUACAGAAAAUUCUCUCAAACCUCAGAAUAUAGUAGAAAUAAUUAAGCUGUUGAAUGAGUCUUAAAAAUCAUACUACUGUUAAGUGGACCAAGUUUGGUGAAGCAGAAUGUGACAAAGGUUGAUUUAUAAGGAAGGAACAACUUGAGGACACUGGGGACGAUAACUUUCCACUUGAGAACUACUUUAUGUUUUACUGUAAUUUUUUAAUUUUUUUUGUUCUGUUUGUUGUUUUGCAAAAGAAAAUAGUAUUUACAGGUGGCUUCUUUUAAAAUAUAAAAUAUAAAGCAGGAAUGUAUAUGAAAUGUCAGAUUUUAUUGUAUUUGCAGAGUAUUAGCUUUGAAAUUGAAUAAAGAAAGCUGUUUGUAGUUUUAAAAUGCCUUAUUGGUAUCAAUUAGAAAUUUCUUCUAUUUUUUGAUGUACUUAGAGCUUUUUGAGUAUAGAAUUUUAAAUGGCAGGAUUUUACAGUGUUUACAUGCAAGUGCAUUUUAUAAGUGUUCUAUAUGUGUAAAAUAGUAUUUUCAACUAGAAAGUGUUGGCUAGCUCAAAAGGCCUGGCCUUUUUCUGGUUCCCAUGAUGUUGCCUACACUGCUAGACUACAGUUUAGUAUUGCUUUGUAUCAUAAGGCCAAGAAAUUCCAUGUUGUUUGUAAAUAGAAUAAUUGAAAAAGCAAUAAACAUUUAUUGAACAAAA